UUAGGUCCUUGACAACUGAGUCCCUUCCAGUAUGUCCUCAUACCUCUUGCUUUUACUCAUUAUCGCCCUUUCAAAAGGAGAUGAAAACUUGGAAGACUGUCAGCCAAAGCUAGCAGAUCGCUGUUUUGAGCAUUUCAACUUAACGAAUCUCCUAUGUUAUAAUGAUAAAAAUUGUGAAUUUAACCCAAACACAAUUUGCGACACAUUAGAGGAUGAAAUGGACUGUGCACAGGAUAUAAUAGAUACAGAUUGCCAAACAGAGGGAAGAAAUAAUUUUGACCGGUGGAUUAAUGCCAUUUUAGCUGUUCACACAUUUGUUUGCAAAUACAAAAACAAUAAAGAGUCAAUGAAGGCACUGCUGACUGAAGAAGAAAAUGGUGGAAGAUGUUGGGAUGUUAAUGUAUUUUUACAAUGUGUUGAAGAAAAAACAAGAGUUACCCAUAUCGUAGAUAUGUUGCAAGUGAUGGUUGACAUAAAUGAAUGCAACUGGAUUUUAAUAGCACUAACUACAUGUAAUAUGCAAGCAGAAAGAUGUAAAGGACGUAAAGAUUUUCUAUCAGAAAUAUUUCACAUCUUCAUAGAGCAAAUUAAAUGCACAGUUUAUUGUUCAAGUAGCUCAAAAAUAUUUAGUAUCCAAACAAAUAUAUUAGUUUUUGUUCUAUGUAUAAUACAAUAUAUUCUUAUACUUAAAUAAUUAUGAGUUUUUAAAAAUUACUUGUUUUUAAAUUUGAACUAAAUAUAAACUGAAAAAGCCUUAUA
Messenger RNA from Nezara viridula (southern green stink bug), 759 nucleotides. NCBI's taxonomy places the organism in Eukaryota, Metazoa, Arthropoda, Insecta, Hemiptera, Pentatomidae. The record is from the annotation of a GenBank genome assembly.